AUGGCUUCUCAAGGAAAGAAACUCAUUAACGACCCCAACGAUGUAGUAACUGAGUUCAUUGAGGGUCUUGUGGAAACCUACCCUGGAUUACAGUACCUGGACGGCUUUCCAGAGGUCAAGGUUGUUUUACGUGCUGAUUAUGCCAGUGCAAUGCUUGACAAAGUUGCGAUUAUAUCAGGUUUGUGGUGCUGGAAAUUAUUUGGAUAUAACUAUACUGGUGAUCGUCUAAAUUUUGGUUUGGCUGCUGAGCAAGCAAAAUCUGAAGGUUAUAAAGUAGAGACUGUAAUUGUUGGAGAUGAUUGUGCUUUACCUCCACCACGAGGCAUAGUUGGGCGAAGAGGGUUGGCAGGGACUAUUCUUGUUCAUAAGGUUGCUGGGGCCGCAGCUGCUGCUGGUCUUUCUCUUGAUGAAGUUGCUGCAGAAGCAAAAUGUGCAUCUGAAAUGGUUGGAACAAUGGGUGUUGCAUUGUCAGUUUGUACGCUGCCUGGUCAGGUUACAUCAGAUCGUUUGGGCCCAGGAAAGAUGGAACUUGGUCUUGGAAUUCAUGGUGAACCUGGUGCUGCUGUGGCGGACCUUCAGCCUGUGGAAGUGGUAGUUUCUCAUGUUCUUCAGCAAAUUUUAUCACCGGAGACUAACUAUGUUCCAAUUACUCGGGGUAAUAGAGUGGUACUCUUGGUCAAUGGCAGACUAGGUGCCACCCCUGCAAUGGAGCUAAUGAUUGCAGCAGGAAAAGCAGUUCCAAAGUUGCAGCUGGAACAUGGAUUGGCUGUCGAUAGAGUGUAUACCGGAUCUUUUAUGACGUCCCUUGAUAUGGCAGGAUUUUCAAUUUCCAUAAUGAAGGCAGAUGAUGCAAUUUUGCAACGUUUGGAUGCUGCUACAAAGGCUCCACACUGGCCAGUUGGAGUAGAUGGCAAUCGCCCACCUGCCAAGAUACCUGUUCCACUGCCACCGUCUCAUUCAGCAAAGAGUGAUGAGUCAUUAAGUCGGCCACAACAGCUUAGUGAACAAGGACAUCUUCUUGAGGUGGCUAUUGAAGCAGCAGUGAAUGCGAUCAUAGAUCUUAAGGACAAAUUAAAUGAAUGGGAUGGCAUAGUAGGUGAUGGCGACUGUGGAUCAACAAUGUAUAGGGGUGCCACAGCAAUUCUGGAGGACAUGAAGAAGCAUUAUCCCUUGAAUGAUGCUGCAGAAACAGUGAAUGAAAUUGGAUCAUCUAUCAGAAGAGUUAUGGGAGGAACCAGUGGGAUUAUACAUGAAAAUCUUGAUUCUUACCACUCUCUUGAAUCAGGGGCUAAAGCACUUGAAGCUUCCAUUGCUGCAGUCAGUAAAUAUGGUGGGGCUAGUGCUGGAUUUCGCACAUUGUUAGAUGCCCUUAUUCCAGCUUCAGAUGUUCUUCAGGAGAGGCUAAAUGCUGGGGAUGAUCCUUGCACUGCUUUUCUUCUCUCGUCUGAAGCAGCAGUGGCUGGAGCCGAAUCGACCAAACAUAUGCAGGCACAGGCCGGUCGCUCAGCAUAUAUCUCCUCAGACAUUCUUGCUACAGUGCCAGACCCUGGGGCUAUGGCUGCAGCUUCAUGGUAUAGAGCAGCAGCCUUGGCCAUCAAGAACAAAUGCCAGAUUCAUGAGUAG
This is a messenger RNA of Dovyalis caffra, 1623 nucleotides long. Lineage: Eukaryota; Viridiplantae; Streptophyta; Magnoliopsida; Malpighiales; Salicaceae. The record is from the annotation of a GenBank genome assembly.